Amborella trichopoda is the source of this 1700-nucleotide messenger RNA. RefSeq names its product flavonoid 3'-monooxygenase CYP75B137. Gene Ontology annotation, molecular function: monooxygenase activity; heme binding; oxidoreductase activity, acting on paired donors, with incorporation or reduction of molecular oxygen. The record is from RefSeq and is a predicted model, not a curated record. NCBI's taxonomy places the organism in Eukaryota, Viridiplantae, Streptophyta, Magnoliopsida, Amborellales, Amborellaceae.
CCUUGAUCCCUCUGUCUCUCUCUCUCUCUCUCUCUCUCUCUAGAAAACGAGCCACACACUUAACCAUGGAGCCACCAGCCAGGCCAUGGCUAGCCCAACCAAGGCUCGAAAUUGGCCACACCAACGCCCUCGUGCUCGUCGCCCUCACUCUAAUCGCCACCAUUUACGCCAUCGCAAAGAGGAAGCAACGCCUGCCUCCAGGACCACGAGGGUGGCCUCUCCUCGGCAACCUCCCCUCUCUUGACCCCAACCUCCAUGAGUGCUUCGCCUCUCUCUCGAAGCGCCAUGGCCCCCUCAUGAGCCUCCGCUUGGGCACCAAGCUCGCUGUCGUGAUCAGCUCGCCGGAACUCGCCCGCGAGGUCUUGAAGGACCAUGAUGUCACGUUCGCGAACCGGGAUGUGCCGGCAGCAGCGCUGCGCAUCGCCUACGGCGGAUCGGACAUCGUGUGGACGCCGCACGGCCCUCUCUGGCGCUUGCUCCGCAAGGUAUGUGUGCGCGAGCUACUGAACUCUACCAUUCUCGACUCGCUCUACACACUACGAAGGCGCCAGACCCGAGCCACUGUGCGCGAGAUGCUGCACAAAGCAGGCACACCAGUCAAUGUGGGCGCGCACAUGUUCUUAACUGCGCUCAACAUAAUAACAAACAUGUUAUGGGGAAAAGACUCGGGUGAUCAAGAUGACUGGGCUAAGGCGGUCGAGUUUAGGAGACUCGUUGGGGAGAUAACCGAGUUGUUGGGGAGGCCUAAUGUCUCGGAUUUGUUGCCAUUGUUGAGGCCAUUGGAUUUACAAGGGAUUGAGAAGAAGAUGGGAGGUUUGUUUGUGAGGUUUGAUGGGAUAUUUAAUGAGAUAAUUGAGCAGAGGAUGAAGGAUGGGGGAAAGGAAGGUUCUCAUGAUUUUCUUAACUAUCUAUUGGACCUCAAGGAUAAGGGGGACCCCAAGACACCAUUAACCAUGACACACAUUAAGGCCUUACUAAUGGACAUGGUGGUCGGAGGCACUGAUACGACGUCCAACACAGUUGAGUGGGCAAUGGCGCACAUGCUCGAGAAGCCCGAGAUCAUGAAGCGGGCUCAAGAAGAGGUAGACCGGGUGGUUGGCACGAGCACAACGGUCGAGGAGUCACAUCUUUCUCACUUUGUAUACCUAGAUGCAAUCGUUAAGGAGGUUCUUCGCCUUCACCCUGCCCUGCCCCUACUCGUGCCCCACUGCCCUAGUGCACCAUGCACCGUUGGGGGCUACAAUGUGCCUACGGGCACUCGUGUUUUCAUCAAUGUAUGGAGCAUUCAGAGAGACCCUGCACAUUGGGAUAGGCCUCUUGAGUUCGACCCCGAGAGGUUUUUGAGAGAGCCCAAAUGGGAUUUUAGUGGGCGUGAUUUUGAGUAUUUUCCUUUCGGGUCGGGGCGGCGUAUCUGUGCGGGCAUAGCCAUGGCCAACCGUAUGGUCAACUACUCUGUAGCUACUCUUCUUCACUCUUUUGAAUGGUGUUUGCCCGAGGGAGAAAAGCUGGACAUGGCUGAGAAGUUUGGCAUUGUUUUAAAGAAGGCUGUGCCUCUCCUUGCCAUCCCAGAGCCGAGGCUAAGUGACCCGGCUCUCUAUGAGGAAUGAAGUGGCUGAGAUCCCACAUAAUUGAAAUGACCUUUCUUCUUUCGCUUCAAUGAAAUGAUUUUCUCUUUUGCUACAAUGAAAUGAUUUUCUUUA